Ostrea edulis (European flat oyster) is the source of this 1753-nucleotide messenger RNA. RefSeq lists its product as uncharacterized. Bases 103 to 954 code for a protein of 283 amino acids. The record is from RefSeq and is a predicted model, not a curated record. Lineage: Eukaryota; Metazoa; Mollusca; Bivalvia; Ostreida; Ostreidae. The transcript is spliced from 2 exons.
GAUCUAAAUGUCUAGUUGACAUAGAUGUUCAACGAUUCGUAGACAAACACUAUAUUUAAACGAACACGUUCGACAGUAAUCUGUGUGAAUGUGAAAUGAAAAAUGAAGAGUGCAUUAACGUUGACCGUGCUUUUCUACAUACUGCAAAACUCAUUAGAUGAGGCAUUGUCAAUUUCGCCAUUGACCAGAAACUCAAGAGUAAAACGAGAUACUGGAGACCCAGUAUUUCCAUCAUGGUUGGAGGAAACGGUCCAGAAAUCCGGAAAACGUUCAAGGGAACAGAUUUUACUGUUUAUGCAAAACCUGGGAAUCAAAUUUGAGAGAGUAAGUAAUGGGACUAAUGGAAGCCCAGGAAACCCUGCUGAAAGAUCUAGAGAUGAACAGAACGCAAAGAUGAUAGCUGAACAAGCUGCGUCUGCAAAGUCUGUCACAGCCAAUAAAACGGAAAUAACAACUGAAGAACCGAACCCUACAAUGAAACAAGCAACGCUGGUUACCGUUAAUGAAACUGAAAUAAAUGUAGGACGUAAAAUAUCCACUUCGGAUUUUCACAACGUUGUUAAAAGUGAAUCAAAAACGGACAUGAAUGCAACUAGAAUGGUAGAAAGCACUGAACCCGAUACAGGUAAACCCGUUCAGAAUUUAACAGUCGCUACAGACACAUCGAUGGAUGGAGUAAGAACAAAUAAUAACCAAGAAAACAGCAGAAAUGGAUCGGGUUCGGUCUUCCAAAAUGAAGUAAAUGAGUCGGGGCGUACAAAUUCAAUGUCUGGAAUCAACACAGUAAAUGAUAAAAUGGAACCGACAUUUGUUACAGGAAAUAGUGCUAUAAAUGAAAAUAAAAGUGGAGCAGAAACAAACACAGAGACAGGUAAAGACCCAGAGAUAAGAGUUCCUGAUGAAAGCCCCUCUAGGGACAUCGGCAGAAAGAUAAAGAAUAUUUUCUCCAUCUAAAAUUACAAAUAAUUCUUGAUGUGUCAAUGUAGCGUAAAUCAAAAUAUAUUGUGGGUAUUUGUGUUCAUCUGACUCGAAAAAACACCUCACUCAACACUAAAAAUAAUUAAUUUCUAUAAGCCCUAAUCAAAUAAUGUUGUGUUUUUUUCCAUUCCAAGGUUUCGGUUUUCUUUUACGACACAAAACUUUAUUUACACUUUAUCAUAAAAGGGGUGGUAAAUGUUUUCUUCUAGCUGAAUGUUACCAACUGAAAUUAGAUAUAUUUUUCUACCAUAUAAUUAUUAAAAUGGUGAGUUGGGAAAGGGAAGUACAUGCCCCAUUUUAAUCUAGGUUUAAUGCAUAUAUGAUUUUCUUUUGAGUUACCGAUUCACCUCUGUAUAUAUAUCCAGCAGUUACAGACCUUAGGUAUUUGUUUUAUUACGCUAUACAUGGUCAGUCAUGUAAGAUAUUUUACAAUUAAAAGUAUAUGCAUUCAAAGUGUGCAAUUGUAUUUUGACACGUUUUGAUAUCGAUUGAAUAACUGUUUAUACAGUUUGUAUUACAAAUCAAAAAUCAAUAAGAAAAUAAAAUAUCUUAAACAAUGGGGGAAAAAAAAGAAAAUAAAUAUAUACCAUACGAAAUAUUGAUAAAUUAAUACACAUUCAAAUUCAAGCAUUUGUAGUACAUUUCGAUAUUACCAAACUAGAAGUUAUCAAUCAUAGUGGUAGUGACAGGACUACAUCGCUUAAUGUGUGUGACAGUAUUGUUGUAUGGUUUUUAAAUAUUGAUUUCAUCAAUAAAAUAAACAUUUCAAGUUGUA